This is a messenger RNA of Coregonus sp. 'balchen', 26742 nucleotides long. Lineage: Eukaryota; Metazoa; Chordata; Actinopteri; Salmoniformes; Salmonidae. The record is from the annotation of a GenBank genome assembly.
UUGCGGUGAAAGUUGCACGGUUAUUUUCUGGAUGUUUUAAUCGCAGGCCGUAGUAGUUCGCUGCAGCAGCUGACACUUCUGUAGUCAGGAGGUGAAGGUCUGAGGUCGCUAAAUAGCUCGGUAGCAGCAGCAGCAGCAUCAUGGCGGAGCAAGGCGGAUCUCCGGCUUCUGUCCAGAAUCCGCAACCAGUGCUGACAACGAGCUGGCCAAUUACCAGGGAGUCUUACGAGUUACAGGAAGUCAUAGGUUAGUAGGCUACCUCUUGAUAUGAUAUAGUGUUUAUAUAUAUGUUUUAUCAUGGAAAUGGCUCGGGCGGUUAUCAGUGGUGAAUGACGACGAGGGCCUACCGGCUUUUUCAUAUUCAACAGCGACUCUGUAAUGCUUUGCAAUGCGGAUGUUAACAACCGCAAUUUGCUUGCUCUUGUAAGAGGAAAACACCACUUAUUUAAUCAUAUAGAGAUAUAUUUAUAGUCACGGUAAAGUUGUAUUUAUAUGGGUAGGAAUGCCAUUUCAUGUAAAUGCGUUUUUAUGCAGUCGAUUUCUUCUAUGCCGAACGAUGCUCAUUUAUGGCACGUGUCCAGUAGGCUAUAUUGAAAUAGAUGUAACUAUGUAUGGAUGGAGAAUCUGGAUGAAAAUCGCAGGUAAUGUCUUCAUCAUGCACCUGCAGUCCUCACGGGAAUGGCAUGGUGUCGUUCUGUAGAGCAGGGAUAUUCAAUUCCACUUUGAAGUUAGACAGAGGGUCUACUCUUACAACAAAAUACAUUUUACUAUUGUGAUGAUGAUUAUGAUGAGUAUUGUUAUUUGGUUAGGCCACAUUCUUGCCUACUUAUAAGACAAAAUAGUUGUCACAGAUUAGAGAAUGCUCUGGAAAAUAAAUCACAAAUAGCCCAUAGACCUAUAGGCCAUCUCAUGUCAAUUUUAUUAUGAUAGUUGCAAAAAUAAUUAUACAUUUUAAUAUAUUGCCUUGCCUCACCAGGCACCGUUAUAAAUGUUAGUGAGCCUAUAGGAGAAGGAAGCAAUAUUGUAUUUAUUUAUUCUAUAAUCCGUAGCUAAAGCAUUACAGUGGAAAGGAAUGUUUCGUUUAUUGUUUCAGCACAUCUAGGUCAUCAAGGUUUAUUUGCACUUCUAUUAGGUUACAUCAAGGAGUUAUAGGACCGGUUACAUUGUUAUAAUACUGAGCUCACUUGCUGCUGGUCAGCAUUACUCUCCACACCCUCUCUCUACAGGUGAUAACAUCAGACUUCAUUUGGUAGGCCUAUAAUGCAGUUAUUCACUGUAAUUCCCCAAAUGCUUAAGAUUUCUUGCUCAUUUACGAAUUUCGUCACGUGGGAACUGUGGGAGACAUUUGGAUCUGUCUAAUUGGCUUUUGUCCAGAGGGAUGAAUAUCAAUUUUGCAUAUAGAUGAGCUGACACUGACAGCUAAAGAAAACCAUAUCAGUGCUGAUAAGGGAUAGCAUUACUACAGCCAAGAGCUGCCGUAGCUAGUUAGUCAUCUGUCCUGUGCUUAUAAUCAACUGUUGAGCAGUCCAAUCUCCUCUUAUCCUUAUCUGUCACCAGCAGUUGGCAUGGUAUGUACUGUGUCACAUUCUUAGUACAACAUAAGAAUGUGACACUAAACCCCUCUUCUCAAAUUUGUCUUUGGAUACACUGACUGUUAUGCAUAGGAAUUAGCGUAUGAUUGGAAAAUAUGUUUGUACAUACUGUAUUGGUUCAAUGGUGUUCUGAACUCUUGUUGCAGUCACAUGAAUGAUCAUUUAUUAAUUAUCAUUUAAAUGUCACAAAAAGCACUAAAUAUUCCAAACAGACAAACAAUGAUCCUGCAUGUGUCAAUAUGCUUUUCACCUUGGUCACAUUUGAUGUUACUGUGCUGUCCUGUCCUGUCUCCUGUCCUGUUUCAUAAUUGCACCUCUAUUUGUCUGUGAUUCCAGGCAGUGGGGCCACAGCCGUAGUGCAGGCUGCCCUCUGCACCCCCAGACAGGAACGCGUGGCCAUAAAGAGAAUAAACCUGGAGAAAUGCCAGACCAGCAUGGAUGAGCUAUUGGUGAGAGCAACAAUAAAUAAAGGCUAUAUUUUCAUUGUGUGUGUCCACAGUGCCUCUGGCCCUCUCUGGCCCACACUUUUCCUCUUGUGUGUGUGUACUAGAGGCUGAGUAGGGCUGUUACACUUGAGUGUCCAUUUGAAUAAGAAAUUAGCCACAAGCAGAGUUACAGUAUUUGUUGACAUUAUUAAGUAUUUGCUAAACUAUUACUUUGCAUAUUUGGAAAAUCAUUCGCAGUAAUUUAUUUGACAUCUUUAGCGAAGUAAAUUACAUAUGAACAAUCCUCGUUAUAAGAAAGGUGGUCAAAAGUUGUUGACUUUACUUUGUCUCAUGUGAGCCUCUUUCCUCUCAUACAAUAGAAAGAAAUUCAAGCCAUGAGCCAAUGCAACCAUCCAAAUGUUGUCACCUACUACACCUCAUUUGUGGUAAAGGAUGAACUUUGGUUAGUCAUGAAACUUCUGAGUGGAGGUAAGCUUUUACCUUCAACAUCUUAGCAAAAUAUAGCUGCCAUCUCUUUUAUACUUCCACACUAAACAUUGAAAGUGGCCAUAAUAACAUAACACAUUAAAUACUGUUAUAGACUCAAUUGUGAGUCCUUUCAUAUGUCGUGACAUUGAUCUCAUCAAAUGUCAACAAGCAAUUGUCCAUCCUUUGGUAGAGUUUACUGUAGACCUAUGUGCAGUGGCAUUACAAGUUAAGUGUUAUCACACCAUGUAAAUGGCUGGAAUGAAUAUCGAACAUUGUAACAAACUUGCUUAAGGCAGGAUGAGUAAAUGGAAUAGUUGACAUGGAAUGACAUAUCAGCAUUGGGCAUUGUGGGCACUCUGUUUUUCUGUCUGCUUCCUCCUUUUAGGAUCCAUGUUGGAUAUAAUAAAGCAUACCUUUAGCAAAGGAGAGCACAAAAAUGGAGUCCUUGAUGAGCUCAUCAUUGCAACCAUACUAAAAGAGGUCCUUGAGGGUCUGGACUAUCUGCACAGAAACGGACAGAUUCACAGGUAAGAUACCCUGGAGUUUAAAACAUUCAUAUAUAUAUAUAUAUAUAUAUAUAUUUUUUUUUAAAAAGUAAGAUUGAAUAUAAAAGUUCCAUAAUAUGAAUCUAUAAAAUGUAAUCUAGGAGUUACAUGGUGUUAGAUAAAUUGUGUUGACUAUUCUGUUUCAAUGUAAUUUAUUGACAUGGAUUGUGUUGUUUGAACUUCCCUUUGAUCACACAAAGGUUGUGUUUUUUUAAACUUGCCUGGAUGUCAAGGUCAUAAAAAACUAAACCACUAUUACCCCCUUGGUCAGUGUUCCAAAUGACAGCAGGCUGCAAAACUACUUUACACACAUGGAUGCAGCCCCACUUACAUAUUAGUCAUUUAGCAGACGCUCUUAUCCAGAGCGACUUACAUGAGCAAUUCUUCACCUAGUCGGCUCGGGGAUUAGAACCAGCGACCUUUCGUUACUGGCACAACGCUCUUACCCACUAAACUACCUGCCGCCCUAGUUAAAUACUGUUUGGGCAUGACUGGGGUGUUUUUGCUGUGUGUGUGACUUCAGGGAUGUGAAGGCUGGGAACAUCCUGUUGGGAGAGGACGGCUCAGUUCAGAUUGCAGGUGUGUGAGUAAUGUCACUCUCUCACCCCAUCUUCACCUGUCACAUUCUGUUCUCACAGCUCGCUCACUGCCACAGUUAUAUAUUACUUUUUUAUGAUGUUUCCACACAUUCAGUAAUUCAUCAGCAUAAUACACAGAACGCCAGAUUUCACCAAUCAAAAGAAGGAGUAGACUUGUAAAAUGGCAAAGAUUAAUAUAGUUUUUAAGCUAGCGAAAUCAUGGUAGUUUAUAAUAUUUACUGAAUAACAUUAACAUAAAGGUAGUCAAACAGGUCCCCCAUCAUAAAUCACUGGGGGCCUACGGUCUCUGUCAUAUAGUUGGAUGACAUUUAGCCUACAAACACUCGGAAGAAAAUCUUUCUAACAUGAAUGCAACGGAAGAUCUUGGGUGUGCAGUUUGUAUUAGGUGUAUAACAUGAAAUAGUUGUGAAAACUCCUAAUAGUUUGAGCAUAUUUUAGCAAAUACUGCAUAGCAUUAAUAUAUUCCUUUCUAUAAGAUGUUAAUGAGGUAUAACAUUACAUCCAUACAUUUAAUCUGAAUUAUACAUAUUUCCCCAUAGAUUUUGGAGUUAGUGCCUUUUUGGCCACUGGAGGAGAUAUGACCAGAAACAAAGUACGGAAGACCUUUGUGGGCACACCAUGUUGGAUGGCUCCUGAAGUAAUGGAACAGGUGAGACCAUAUUGUGGCCAGUUUUAGUAACAUCUACUAGCUGUGUUCACAUACACUGUACAAUACUAACAGUAGUGAUGCUAUGCCCACAGGUACGAGGCUAUGACUUUAAAGCAGACAUUUGGAGUUUUGGAAUCACUGCCAUAGAGUUGGCCACAGGGUCUGCACCUUACCACCGAUACCCACCCAUGAAGGUGAGCCUGAUCACUGUAUACCCAGUUGCCAGACAGAGAGUGGAAUAUGCCUACAUCUUAACUAAUUGUAGUUCAACUAAUGAACCAUGAAAGGCAGAUUUCUACCCUGUGUCUAUGUAACUGCUGAGAGACCACAUGCAUGCUUUUGACCCUUCCUUUUCUCUUCCCAGGUCUUAAUGCUAACCUUACAGAAUGAUCCCCCCACCCUAGACACGGGUGUGGAGGACAAAGAGAUGCUGAAAAAAUAUGGGAAAUCAUUUAGGAAGCUAAUAACCCUGUGCCUUCAGAAGGAGCCCGCCAAGAGGUUUGUACUUGUCUUCCAUUCAGUGAUCUGCGUUAGACCUACACUGUAAAUCUGUAGAGUCUGUCACUGGUUGAUGAUAAAGUAACUCUGAUGGCCUUGGGUGGUGAUCGAGUCUCUGUAGAGCUUCAUCCACUUCUACAAGAGAGUCCUGAAAUACAGUUGUCAUGUUUAGUGGUCUCACCCAUACCCACACAAGAAGAUAUAUUCUCACACAGACAGAUUGUAGGAUUGUACAUUCAGUUCCAGGCCAAUAAUUGGAACGUGUUCUUAUAGCUCCGUGUAUUUUUGUUUCUCUUUAGGCCUACAGCAGCAGAGCUUUUGAAAUGUAAAUUUUUCCAGAAGGCCAAGGUAUGAUUUUACCUCCAGAAUUGUACCUGUUCUAUUUGUUUGAGGCUUAAAGAAUUGGUAUGUUGAUGUUUUUAAUGCGGGUUGUGAUUUACAUUUGCAGAACAGAGAGUAUCUGAUUGAAAAGCUGCUAUGCAGAGCACCGAACAUAACCCAGAGAGCCAAAAGGGUAACGUCUAAACUAACAUCAUUCCCAUUAAAGCAGUCCCAAUAUUGACUAAACAUUAUGAACAAAGUAUGCUAAGGUUUUAGGGGUUGGCAGCACACUCUCCCCCAGUCAACACACAUCGAGUGUCCUCUCUGUCUCUCUCUUCAACACUUCAUUCACUUUGUGCUCAAACUGUUCUGUGGGGGUGGCUGCAAAUAUGGGCCACUGCUGGAACAAUAUCAGUCAGGCAGAAUGGAUGUGCUGACAACUCAUGCAUUAGUGGUCCGUAAUGUCGCUCAGACGCUCACUGCAAGUGGCAGACAAAGACAAAUGGGAUUGAAUGUGAGUGAUUAGGUAACAGAGAGGUGCACUUAAACACACCAUUUGCAUGCUCAGUUGCCUUGUGGUCACAGCUAACUGGGUGCAGCAGUGUAGCAGGCAAGGCUGAUAUUGGUACACCAUCAUCCUCCUAUUCCUAGAAGGCAAAAAGAUCAGGGUGAACAGAUUGGAUGGAAAUUCACUGACAUGGCAUGGGUGACUGGAGGACAUGGGGGACUGUGGAGGUGUCGCGUGAACCAAUCAUUUAGCAGAGCAUAAUGUCAAUAGAGAGGGAAGUGACUCGUGACAGAGUCGUCAGACGGAGGGGUGGACAGUUGCUGGUCAGAACAACAGUCCCAAUCAUUCAGAUCGUGUGUGUGUGGGUUGGUUGGUUAAUUUGGGAACAUAGUUUAAUGUGAGAUUAUGGUUGAUUGUAGCAUGACAAUACAAUGAUUAGUAUUCUAUUCUGAGGCUGUAAUGUAAUCAUGAUGCCCUCUUCAGCCAACCCUGAUCCUGCGAGCACAUCACAGUUUUGUCUUCUGCUGGAAAUGCACAGCUCGUACAUACAGUAAUGGAGCUGUGUUGAGUCUGUCUCACUUGAUUGCAGAUGAGGAGUGCGAGUCAAAGAGUAGUGUCCUCUGUGUUGCCUCUGUGAUAAUAGAAUGGUUUGUUUGUGUGCUGUUCUGACCUAUGGAGAGUCACCCACAUUAUCCACUCAGCAGACACAGGCCAGCCUGCACAGAGAAGAAACCUAGCAGAAACAUUGUCAUCUCAGGACGCUGUGACCUGUCCACAUCCUGGACCAGAUCAGACUCUCUCCCCUUUGCCCCCCUCCCUCAGUCUGUAUCUCACUGAGGUAUAAUAAGAACUUGAGACUGCGUCCAAGAUGUCCGACCAUUGUUUUCAAGAUAAUCUACUCACGAUUUGCAUAUGCCGAUUCAUGGACCGUCUAUAUCCGAGUUGUAUCAAGAAUGCGGACCAACAUCACAUGCGCACUAGCACUCAGUGCACACAGGGUGUGACGGCAAGCAGCGACGACAUCAUCGUGUCAUCCAAAAACAUGGCAGACAUCGGAUGAAUAUAAAAUGUUAAUAUCUUCGGCUGUGAGUGAAGGAAAAAAAUUGGCCUCAGCGACAAUUAUUUUAGUAAUUCAAUGAAUGUUUUGUGCACAAAAGUGAUGACUAAAGAGUAUUAUUAGGAAUUUCCUAAUCUGACUUCUCUAUGUGGCCGUGUAUGGAAAUUCCGUGCCGGGCGUCAGUUAUGCUGCAGUACCGAAGCAAAACUGUAGGAGAAGUCAAAACCGUGCUUCUAGACCGGAACCCUUGGUCUAUCUCCUGCCCCCUCCCACAUACUCACUUCCUCCCUUCAUCCCUCCCUUAGCCUCCCUUCUCCCCUGCCCCCUCCCUGAGUCUCCCUCCUCCCCUGCCCCCUCCCUGAGUCUCCCUCCUCCCCUGCCCCCUCCCUUAGCCUCCCUCCUCCCCUGCCCCCUCCCUUAGCCUCCCUUCUCCCCUGCCCCCUCCCUUAGUCUCCCUCCUCCCUUGCCCCCUCCCUUAGCCUCCCUCCUCCCCUGCCCCCUCCCUUAGCCUCCCUUCCUCCCCUGCCCCUCCCUUAGCCUCCCUUCCUCCCCUGCCCCCUCCCUGAAUCUCCCUCCACUCUUGCCCUCCUCCCUCAGCCUCUUCCCCUUGCCCCUCCCUCAUUCUCUCCUCUCCUGCCCUAUCUGUCUCUCUCCUGUCCUCCUUUUUCUGCUCUAAGAAUCCCAUGAGCUAUAGGCUUGUUAAACAUUGGAGUCGCUCCCCAGAGAAGUAAGGAAAGGUAGAUUUUGCAAUAGAAAUGCAGGGAGCUUAUUGUGUAGGGUACCUAUUUUUACAUCAGUAGUGAAGUUCUACACUUGGGAAGACUAUGAUAUAGCAAUCAAAGAGAAGUACAUAUUGGACCAUGGGCAGUCGAGCUGUAUUAAUUAAACGAGAGUUAAUACAAAAUAGUAAUUUUCAAGACAUGUAUUGUAUCUCUAGCAGUUGUUCAUUGGCCAGAAGAGGGCACCCCUGCUCCUUAGUUGAUCACAUAGGGAGGCCUGCAGGAGAUAUUGAUCAAAGAUUAUUUCUAGAGGCUGACACCAAGGGCGGUGGGCUGCAGCAGUCAUUGAUGUGUUACGUAAUUGAAAGUUGGAAAAUAAUACUGAUAUAAUACUGAGACUGAUUUUCCACACUAGUACACAGAUGAUACAGUUUAGAUUCAGAUCAUCUAUAGAUGGCUCUUGUAAUUUGCCUGUAUGUACACCUUAAUCCCAUAUUUUCCCUUUGUGUGUUUCUCUAAGUGUGCAUGCUCAUAAAUAUAGUAGUAAAUGUAGUUGUUCACAUGCUUUGGCAUAGACAGCUUGAUGGUACCGUAUGUGUGUGUGUAUAGAGACAUACAGGCCACUGAACUGUCACAUGCAUCCACACACAGUGUGCAGGUGAUGAUGAUCAGAGUGGACUGAUGCUUUUUUGUUUUGCUCAAGGAGCCAGAGCAGAAUUCCAGGAGCAUGGGCUCUGUGUCAGGUUCGGAGAAAGAACUUGAUGCCAUCAGAAGGGUACAUGUUCUUUGACUUAGCCCUAGAAUGCUGGGUGCUUCCACUUAGAUUAAUCCAGAGUUAGCUUCUUAAGGAGUUUUUGUGUUUUGUUUUCUCUGUGUUUCGCUUUGGUGUUCUCUGUUCUUUUGUUCUCUGCUAGCUUAUAGCAGCUGUUUUGUAGACAUUAAAAACUCCCAGAGAGUAAUCCAAGCCCAAGCUAGUGUUUGUGCAAUGUUUGAUCAAUUCAUCUGCACUCAUAUAGGAACAGUGUAUAUUUCUAAAAUCCUAUAAACUCAUAUAAGACAGAUGAAUAACAUUUGAUGUUGUGUUGGUUUUGACCUUAGUGAGAGAACCUUAGAAGGGGUAUGCAACUAAAUGUGUUUUGUCUCUCAGCCCUACAGUUUGAUGGUGUGUGUUAACAGUUGUGCUGUGUUUGGCUCAGGUGAGGAGAGUUCCAGGGUCCAGUGGCCAUCUGCACAAGACGGAGGACGGAGACUGGGAGUGGAGCGAUGAUGAGCUGGAUGAGGGGAGCGAGGAGGGCAAGGCUGCUGUCAAUCAAGGCAGGGUAGGUGAGACCAUGACAAGAGACGCACAUCCAAACUUGACCACAGGGGCUGGAGAAAAAAGGGACAACUACACUCUUAGAAAGAAAGGUGCUAUCUAGAACCUUAAAGGGUUCUUCGGCUGUCCCCAUAGGAUAAUCCUUUGAAGAACCCUUUUUGGUUGCAGGUAGAACCCUUUUGGUUCCAGAUAGAACCCUUUUGGGUUCCAUGUAGAACCCUUUAUACAGAGGGUUCUACAUGGAACGCAAAAGGGUUCUACAUGGAACCCAAAAGGGUUCUCCUAUGGGGACAGCCAAAGAACCCUUUUGGAACCCUUUUUUCGAAGAGUGUAAUGUUGAGGACAUGAUACUCUCCUUUUGUUUUAGCCUUUGUACAGUCCUAGAUCCUGCAUGGAUCUCUGUGAGAGCAGUGAGCUAGCUGUCACAUGUCACUAGAGGUAGUUGGUAAGGGUUUGAAGAUGGCUGUAGGGGGCUGGGGAGGGAGCGGGAAAGACAGCCAUGAUCAAAGAUCAAAAAGUUAUUUGAUAUAGAUGCAUAACCUGAACGUCUCUUACACUGAAUAAUUACACAAAGCAAAGAUGUGACAAAUGAAAUGCUGAUAAUGAUAUUCAAUCUUUGUCAGCUUUGAAUUUUCGGUUGCCUCCUGUAAACUACAUUAUGCUAAUUAUUCUGCAGAUAUGGGUUCUACGGUGAUUGCACUCUACAUAUGCCAGUCAUAUUUAGAUUUGUCAAGACUGAGAAGAUCAUUGUGUUUGUGUUUGAUAUUGCCUUCCAGUCGCGAAGGGUCAGAGAGGAGAACCAAGAUGAAAACCAAGACGUAAGUUAGCUGUUUUCGGUUCUAUAAACAAAUGUGCAGUACAUGGUUUAUCAUCGUUAGUGUCUUUUUGAUAUCAGAGACCCUCAGAUGGAAUGUGGUUGAAGAUUGAUUUUCGUAAGUGUGUAAACCUGCACAUUGACAAGGUUAAUAUACUUACUUUGUCCCUGUUUCUUCCUGUAUAAUUUGAUUACUUUACAAAGGGCAUCAUUGGAAAAUCCAAUUGCCUGCCUCAACAGGGAGCAGGUUGUGUAUAAAUGAUUACAUCUGAAAUAAACCUAGUACGUCUCACCUGCCACAAUUUCUCGGACUCAUUGAUUUUAGCAAGGGUGAACGUAUAUACAUGCUUUCUCUAUUUGAUUGUUCCUAAACAAAAACAACAAAAUGUUUUACAUAUUGAUUGUUUUGUAUUGACUUUUCUCUAUUUGGUGACUGAGAUGAGCAAUGUCUAAUCUUGGGCAAAGAUUUGUUAUUGCUAACAAUGUUCCUCCAUAGCACAGAAAAAUGACUAGUAUAUGUUAUAUCUUUACUAUAUGCCUUUCGUUUUGUGCCACAGGAUGAGGAGAACGCCAACAUUGUUCCCAUUGAAGGGCUAUCCAUUCAGCAUCCACAGGUGAGGGUUUCAGGAGCAGCAUCACCAGCAGCAGAGGCAGACGUUAUUUGUCAUGAUUCAGUGACCUUGAUGCACCACUGAGUGUGUUUGAGUGAGUAUGUGCCAGGCUCCAUGUGGCACAUGGAUGGGCCCUUGCAGCAGUAAUAAGUCAAGAGUAAAUGGCCGUCCUGCUCCACUCCGUUGAUCUACUUGCGUGCGCGUGGGUGGAGUGGGAUUUUUGGAGUAGCGGACACCUUUUGGUAACAUGAUAUCCUCGCUGGUCCCACUCCCGUUCACAAGGUGGUGAUAGCAAAGUAUUUUCUUUUUAUCUUUUCGUUUUGUGAAAACAAGUAAGAGUCACCUUCCCUUGCUACUAGUAGCUAGCUGGCAGCCUGGCUAGCGGGUUUAGCCUGGCUAAAAACAUAGCAAGCUAGCUAGCCUUUUAGCUUCCCACAUCUCCAUGUGAAACAAUCAGAUUUAUAUAUUUUUAAAAUAUGUCCAGUAAAUAUUCUAUACUUGCCGGUGUAACCUAAAACAUGAUCUCAGUUUGAUAUGCUGCUUGUGUAUUCUUUCCAAGAUCAACUAAAAAUAAAACGUCAUGUUUUGGUCAUUGUGAAAAAGGCACAUGGCUAGCUAGUUGGCUACAGCAGGUUCUAUCAUUUCACAAUAGCCUGUAUAUCGUUAGUUAUUACUUCUAAAGAAAAUAAAUGUUUUGGGUGAAUUCUUGUUGUCUUCUUAUUUGUUGUGAAAGCAAAAAAUAGUAUAUUGUCUUGUUGUCCCUUGCUCGCAAGUUGGCUAAACACUGCAAGCUAGCUAGCCUUUUAGCUUCCCACAUCUUCAUGUGAAAUAAUCAGAUUUAUAAUUAAAUAAUAUGCCCUGACAAAUAUUCUUAUACUUGCCGGUGUAACCUACAACGUUAUCCUAGUUUGAUAUGCUGCUUGAAUGUAUACACUCCCAUAUCAGCUAAAAAUAGAAUGGCGUCAUGUUUUGGUCCAGUAGCCUGGAAUCACUAGUUAUUACAUUUUGGGAGUGGAUUCUAAUAAGGCUACAAUGUUGUUUGGUUUUUUGUUUGAACAGCCGCUGAGAUUAUAUUUUCUUAUCAAUGCAAAAUAGACUACUCUGAUGCAUAGCCUAUAGAUCAUAUUCAACGUACUCCCGUGCCUACACAACACUUCCCCCAUGGCUACGGAAGGGAUGAUUCGGCUCGUUACAAUUUUUAUGUGGCACGGGAGUACGUCGAAUAUCGGAGGGCACUACGGCGAGCCGCCCUUUCGUGACGAAAAACGACUUUGCGACACUGCGCUACGCUCAGUCGGCUCCGUUUGCGUAUUCUGUGUAGUCCCCUCUAGUCAUCUAAAAGGCCCUGUGCCAUUCUCUCACUGGCCAUUGUAAUUUCAGAAAUGAGGCAGUGUUGUUUGAGUUUCACCCCCGCGUCUGGCAGUGAUGGAGGCCAUAAGUGCUACUGUGGUUCUUACUUUGUUGAGUCAAGGUCUAGUCAAAGGAUUGUGCCUCCUCAAAAACAGAACUUAAUGAUCUUGUCAGAAUACAUCAAUACAAUACACUGUAUAUAUUGAAUGCAUUUUUGUGUGAUAUAACUUAUGUAUUCUUCUGUUGCUUUUGUAGUUUAAUCAGUGUAUAUACAGUUAUAUAUUUUUAUACUCCAGGAGAUAUUGAGUACUUACUGGCUUUAUUGACUCACUCUUUACUUACAGGUUCAACCAUUUGAGAAGAACACAGGGCCCUAUAUUCAAGGUGCUCUAAAUAUGGUUCUAAGGCUAAGGUAAGCAGUCUCAAUUUGGCCUCAUCCUCCUUACAUCCGUUACACCCAAACAGAGGUCUGAGAAUCUCUCGUUAUGUACCCUGCUGCUAAUAGACCUAAUGAUGACCAAAUGAUGUCUUGGCCCUCUAAAGAGAUGAUCUGACUUAAACAAGGAUCUGGUCUCUCUAAUCUGGCUGAGAGGUUGUGUGGGAAGAGGAGAGUGUUACACUCGAUUGACUUUCCAUUGGCCCCGCUCCACAUUACUGUGUUCGCAGGGACUGAAUUAGAGGGCUGUUAAGGACCUGCUCUGCCACCAGACUUACCAACACUGACCUGAUCUGACUUCACCUUCAUUUCAGCUAGUCCAGACACUUUUAGCCACUGGGACAUAGCUGCCAGGUUAAAGACCUAUUGCUAAAAGCCAAUUCAAGGCUGUAGCAAGACUUUUGACCAAUAUGGAAUAGGUUUAGGAGUAGAUUUAGGCUCCGAUUUAUCACUGUUUUAUAUAUUCUGUCCUUUUAUGAUACAUGUAUGAUAACUAGUGUCGUUUAGGCUUCAGACUCCUCUAAGCAGUCAAAUCCUUUCCCAAGAGGAAGGCGGUUUAUAUUUAUUGCAUUGAAUUUAAAUCAGUUUUACUUCCCCUGCAGCAAAAUGGAAGCAGAUUUAAACACCAUGUCUGAAAGCAGGAUAAGCAAGGCAAAUGUACAGAACUGUGACACACGCACACACACAUACACAUACACACACACAGAUGUCUGCCACAGACAUAGACAUGGAACAAGCUCCCUCACGACGCCAGGACAGCGGAGUCACUCACCACCUUCCGGAGACAUUUGAAACCCCACCUCUUUAAGGAAUACCUGGGAUAGGAUAAAGUAAUCCUUCUACCCCCCCCUUACCCCACCCCAACCCCCCCCCAAAAAAAACAAAAAAAACAUUGUAAAGUGGUUAUCCCACUGGCUAUAAGGUGAAUGCACCAAUUUGUAAGUCGAUCUGGAUAAGAGCGUCUGCUAAAUGACAUAAAUGUAAAUGUAAUAGACAAUGGAGUAUUUCUAGACAGUUUGAAGUCUGCCUCCUGCCCCCUGAAGAGCUAAAUGCAGUACUGGGUGCAGUGUAGCAGAGUAGGCUCUGGGUCGAUGAGAUAGCAGGCAGCAUCUGAAGGGCCCUCUGCAGGCCCACUGCGCAACAUACAAAGCCAUUCCCUCCACUGCAUUCCAACAGCAGGCCAACUGGAGGGCUGGCUACUGGAGAAGUGUAAUUAUUCUAACCUUGACAUGUAAAUAAAUGGACAGUUCUGUGAGCAGUGGGGCUGUAGUUAUGUCUCAGUGCCUUUGGUUCCAUUCAUUGCAGCUGUUUCAGCCUGCUUUCCUUGGCAGUGUAUGAGGAGCGAUGUAUCAUUUGCUAAUAAGUGGCUUGCUGUAUGUGCUAUGUAUUAAACCAAUCCUGCUCUGCGCGGAGGGCAGUCUCGCCACAGCAAAAGGAUUUCAGUGAUGUGUGUCAAAUCAAAUCAAAUGUUAUUUGUAACAUGCGCCGAUAACAACAGGUGUAGACCUUACAGUGAAAUGCUUACUUACCAGCCCUUAACCAUCAAUGCAGUUUAAUAAAGAAUACCAAAAACAAUCACAAAAAAUACAAUAUAAAAUAAUAAGAAAUAAAAGUAACAUAAUUAAAGAGCAGCAGUAAAAAUAUCAAUAGCGAGGCUAUAUACAGGGGGUACCAGUACCGAGUCAAUGUGCGGGGCACCGGUUAGUCGAGGUAAUUGAGGUAAUAUGUACAUGUAGGUAGAGUUAUUAAAGUGACUAUGCACAGAUAAUAAACAGAGAGUAGCAGCAGCAUAAAAUAGGAGGGUGGGGAAAUGCAAAUAGUCUGGGUAGCCAUUUGAUUAGAUGUUCAUGAGUCUUAUGGCUUGGGGGUAGAAGCUGUUAAGAAGCCUUUUGGACAUAGACUUGGCGCUCCGGUACCGCUUGCCGUGCGUUAACAGAGAGAACAGUCAAUAACUAGGGUGGCUGGAGUCUUUGACAAUUUUUAGGGCCUUCCUCUGACACCGCCUGGUAUAGAGGUCCUGGAUGGCAGGAAGCUUGGCUCCAGUGAUGUACUGGGCCGUACGCACUACCCUCUUUAGGCCGAGCAGUUGCCAUAACAGGCAGUGAUGCAACCAGUCAGGAUGCUCUCGAUGGUGCAGCCGUAGAACCUUUUGAGGAUCUGAGGACCCAUGCCAAAUCUUUUCAGUCUCCUCGUUCUAUCCUGCCAAGACAGUGUAUAACCCUGUCUUGGUAGAUUUAAGUAAAAAGUCAACUGACAAGAUCCACACCUCUGAUCUGUGCUGAAACAGUCAGUCCCUAUCACGCAGCAUCCAAAGGAGAGCAGUACAUUUAUCAGGCCUCUCAAGGACUUGUUCAGAAAAACUCAAAUGGCUUUAGCUUAGCCCUGUCAACUCCCAAUCUCCCAUAAAGCAAUAAUGGGGCUUUGUUGCAAUCGGUUUUGACACGUUAUGUAGAAUUAUGAUGUGGAUUUAUUUGCAUAGAGAUUUCUGUAUAACCCUAUUUAGUCCAUGAACUGUAAAAGCAGUUCUGGAAGCACUUGAAAGAGCAUUACAUUACAUUUGAUUCGCUGGGCGAAGAUACCUUUAUACAGGAGUGAAUUACAUUGGUGACAUUUCACAGCUUUUGAAUAUGUUGUAAACUGGUUUAACGCAAUACUGUAUUUUCUUCACAGUCCAAAGUCAGUGCAGUAAAACAACAGUGUUACAUUAUAACACCAUCAUCUACACUCAUCAUCUCUUUUCGUAUGACAAAAAAUAUGUUUGCCUAAAGAGGUAUACUGUACCCAGUACCCAGAGGAUCAGGAGAUGACAUGGUCACUGGUCAGACUUGCAGGCUUUAUAUGAGUGACAAACAGGUCCUUAAGCAGAUACAGUAAAGGGAGAAUACUUUUGAAGCGUGGCAUUUGGAUGCAACCAUACUUUCAAGGACAGAUGCGGAGAACGACAGACCUCGUUGUCUGAGCGGAGGGGUGGAACAGAUGUUAGAAAUUCAGCAACGUGGCUUUAAGUCUGGAUUGUCAACCGAGGGGUUGACAUGUUUUUAGUGAGAGCAUGACAACAGGAUUAAGGCUAAGCUGAAUAAAAGUCUGAGUUGGAGAUUGGAAGAAAUACAGAGGGAUAGGAGGUCCCUGUAGAAAACAUACUGAGGGUACUAAGGAUGCAUGUUAGGUGAAAGGAUUCACAGAAAUUAAUGUUAUUUUGAAUAUUUCAUAGGGCAUCCCCAGGAAGCUUAGGAAAUGUUCUCAUACAAUUCUUACAUUGUUUAUUUGCUGACUAGCAAGUUAACAUACAGUAAGGGGAAAAAGUAUUUGAUCCCCUGCUGAUUUUGUACGUUUGCCCACUGACAAAGAAAUGAUCAGUCUAUAAUUUUAAUGGUAGGUUUAUUUGAACAGUGAGAGACAGAAUAACAACAACAAAAAAACAGAAAAACGCAUGUCAAAAAUGUAAUAAAUUGAUUUGCAUUUUAAUGAGGGAAAUAAGUAUUUGACCCCCUCUCAAUCAGAAAGAUUUCUGGUUCCCAGGUGCUUUUAUACAGGUAACGAGCUAAGAUUAGGAGCACACUCUUAAAGGGAGUGCUCCUAAUCUCAGCUUGUUACCUGUAUAAAAGACACCUGUCCACAGAAGCAAUCAAUCAAUCAGAUUCCAAACUCUCCACCAUGGCCAAGACCAAAGAGCUCUCCAAGGAUGUUAGGGACAAGAUUGUAGACCUACACAAGGCUGGAAUGGGCUACAAGACCAUCACCAAGCAGCUUGGUGAGAAGGUGACAACAGUUGGUGCGAUUAUUCGCAAAUGGAAGAAACACAAAAUAACUGUCAAUCUCCCUCGACCUGGGGCUCCAUGCAAGAUCUCACCUCGUGGAGUUGCAAUGAUCAUGAGAACGGUGAGGAAUCAGCCCAGAACUACACGGGAGGAUCUUGUCAAUGAUCUCAAGGCAGCUGGGACCAUAGUCACCAAGAAAACAAUUGGUAACACACUACGCCGUGAAGGACUGAAAUCCUGCAGUGCCCGCAAGGUCCCCCUGCUCAAGAAAGCACAUAUACAGGGCCGUCUGAAGUUUGCGAAUGAACAUCUGAAUGAUUCAGAGGAGAACUGGGUGAAAGUGUUGUGGUCAGAUGAGACCAAAAUCAAGCUCUUUGGCAUCAACUCAACUCGCCGUGUUUGGAGGAGGAGGAAUGCUGCCUAUGACCCCAAGAACACCAUCCCCACCGUCAAACCUAGAGGUGGAAACAUUAUGCUUUGGGGGUGUUUUUCUGCUAAGGGGACAGGACAACUUCACCGCAUCAAAGGGACGAUGGACGGUCCAUGUACCGUCAAAUCUUGGGUGAGAACCUCCUUCCCUCAGCCAAGUCAUUGAAAAUGGGUCGUGGAUGGGUAUUCCAGCAUGACAAUGACCCAAACACACGGCCAAGGCAACAAAGGAGUGGCUCAAGAAGAAGCACAUUAAGGGCCUAGCCAGUCUCCAGACUUUAAUCCCAUAGAAAAUCUGUGGAGGGAGCUGAAGGUUCGAGUUGCCAAACGUCAGCCUCAAACUUAAUGACUUGGAGAAGAUCUGCAAAGAGGAGUGGAACAAAAUCCCUCCUGAGAUGUGUGCAAACCUGGUGGCCAACUACAAGAAAUGUCUGACCUCUGUAACCCACUAAGUAAUGUUUUGCAGAGAGGUCAAAUACUUAUUUCCCUAAUUAAAAUGCAAAUCAAUUUAUAACAUUUUUGGAAUGCUUGUUUCUGGAUUUUUUUGUUGUUAUUCUGUCUCUCACUGUUCAAAUAAACCUACCAUUAAAAUUAUAGACUGAUCAUGUCUUUGUCAGUGGGCAAACGUACAAAAUCAGCAGGGGAUUAAAUACUUUUUUCCCUCACUGUAAUGGUUGGACAAGUGAGAUAACUGUAGUUUAUUUCCAUUCAAAGCUAAUUUAUGUUGUGGAAAACAGAUGGGGAAGGUGUUGGAGUUAUCUAACCUGAUUCAACCUGAAACCUAUAGCAUUAUUAAAGCCCAUAUUGAAUAGUUCCAGCUUUGUCUCUUUCCAGUCACAAUGGCAUUACAGUAAUCAUGAUGCUCUUCUAGUUACAUCUUUAUAUUUUAAUAGGUGAUUGAUCUGCAAUCAGCAGAUGGGACACUCCACGUUCUACCAAUCAUAAUAUUAUGUUAUUAUACUCCUCCAUACAAUAGUAGCUAGAUGUAUCUAGUUGUAUUUACAAAAGACUUGCGUUGACAAGUUUCUUAGGCUUCAGUUUUGUAAUCACGAAAAUCGAUGCAGAUUAAAAUGUAAUUAUAGUUUAAUCCAAUUCCUUCAUGAAGAGUAAAACCAUGAACAGAGCUCUGGUGGUAUAAGAGCUGUAUCGUGUGGUGGGGGUUCUCUUGGGAAAAAUACCAAACUAAUUGGAAAAACAUAAUUGCAUCUGAAAGAACAAACACUAUACAGUGGGGAAAAAAAGUAUUUAGUCAGCCACCAAUUGUGCAAGUUCUCCCACUUAAAAAGAUGAGAGAGGCCUGUAAUUUUCAUCAUAGGUACACGUCAACUAUGACAGACAAAAUGAGAUUUUUUUCUCUCCAGAAAAUCACAUUGUAGGAUUUUUAAUGAAUUUAUUUGCAAAUUAUGGUGGAAAAUAAGUAUUUGGUCAAUAACAAAAGUUUCUCAAUACUUUGUUAUAUACCCUUUGUUGGCAAUGACACGGGUCAAACGUUUUCUGUAAGUCUUCACAAGGUUUUCACACACUGUUGCUGGUAUUUUGGCCCAUUCCUCCAUGCAGAUCUCCUCUAGAGCAGUGAUGUUUUGGGGCUGUCGCUGGGCAACACGGACUUUCAACUCCCUCCAAAGAUUUUCUAUGGGGUUGAGAUCUGGAGACUGGCUAGGCCACUCCAGGACCUUGAAAUGCUUCUUACGAAGCCACUCCUUUGUUGCCCGGGCGGUGUGUUUGGGAUCAUUGUCAUGCUGAAAGACCCAGCCACGUUUCAUCUUCAAUGCCCUUGCUGAUGGAAGGAGGUUUUCACUCAAAAUCUCACGAUACAUGGCCCCAUUAAUUAUUUCCUUUACACGGAUCAGUCGUCCUGGUCCCUUUGCAGAAAAACAGCCCCAAAGCAUGAUGUUUCCACCCCCAUGCUUCACAGUAGGUAUGGUGUUCUUUGGAUGCAACGCAGCAUUAUUUGUCCUCCAAACACGACGAGUUGAGUUUUUACCAAAAAGUUAUAUUUUGGUUUCAUCUGACCAUAUGACAUUCUCCCAAUCCUCUUCUGGAUCAUCCAAAUGCACUCUAGCAAACUUCAGACGUGUCUGGACAUGUACUGGCUUAAGCAGGGGGACACGUCUGGCACUGCAGGAUUUGAGUCCCUGGCGGCGUAGUGUGUUACUAAUGGUAGGCUUUGUUACUUUGGUCCCAGCUCUCUGCAGGUCAUUCACUAGGUCCCCCCGUGUGGUUCUGGGAUUUUUGCUCACCGAUCUUGUGAUCAUUUUGACCCCACGGGGUGAGAUAUUGCGUGGAGCCCCAGAUCGAGGGAGAUUAUCAGUGGUCUUGUAUGUCUUCCAUUUCCUAAUAAUUGCUCCCACAGUUGAUUUCUUCAAACCAAGCUGCUUACCUAUUGCAGAUUCAGUCUUCCCAGCCUGGUGCAGGUCUACAAUUUUGUUUCUGGUGUCCUUUGACAGCUCUUUGGUCUUGGCCAUAGUGGAGUUUGGAGUGUGACUGUUUGAGGUUGUAGACAGGUGUCUUUUAUACUGAUAACAAGUUCAAACAGGUGCCAUUAAAAACAGGUAACGAGUGGAGGACAGAGGAGCCUUCUGUGAGUUACAGGUCUGUGAGAGCCAGAAAUCUUGCUUGUUUGUAGGUGACCAAAUACUUAUUUUCCACCAUAAUUUGCAAAUAAAUUCAUGAAAAAUCCUACAAUGUGAUUUUCUGGAGAAAAAAAAUCUCAAUUUGUCUGUCAUAGUUGACGUGUACCUAUGAUGAAAAUUACAGGCCUCUCUCAUCUUUUUAAGUGGGAGAACUUGCACAAUUGGUGGCUGACUAAAUACUUUUUUUCCCCACAGUAUAAAUUCUCCUCCCAAAAUUGAUAAGGAUGUUAAGGUUGAUUAGAAAAUAAUUUAUGCUAGCGUGAACCCAUCAAUUAAGGUCCUUUAGAGAAUUGUAUUCAGAUGGGAUGUUAUGGUUAGUUGACCAUGAUUAGGGUUGCAAGGGCAGGGUAUAUUACUGGAAACUUUUGAAAUGUACCAGUAAACUACCAGAACCUUGGUAUCUUUCAAGAAUUUUAUGUAAUCUAUCACAAGAUAUCUAGUGGCCUUUAUGGGUACUUCAGAUUAUCAAAGGUAUCUGUAAUUAUGUCUGGCCCUAUGUGUGGCCUUAUCAAAUGUAAAAUAUAUGACAUAAUUAAAUAAGAUGAUUUAAAAAUUAAACAUAGAAUGACAAAGCUGUAAACCAUUAUCCUAAAUAUAAACCAUGAACUUAGUGAAUACCAUUGGUGUUUAAUAUGAGGGUUUCAGCAUAAUAUCAAUUUUUUUUUACACUUAUUUAUUUAUUAAGUCAAUAUGUAUUUGUUGUCAAUGUUUUGGCGGCAAACUGGUGGCAGUUGUGAAGUCAAUAGUUGAAAGAGUUGCAGAGUUAAUUGAAAAUAAUGCCAUUGUUGAUUAGAUGCUUUUUUCAUUAAUUAGGCUAUUUUCUCUUCAACCAUAUGGUCUAUCCACUAGAAACUCAUGGACAAUAUGGACACAGAUAUAAAAAAUGAAUAGUAUAUAUUAAUACAUGUUUUAAGUUAUUUAAGUAUAAAUUAUCAAAGUUAAAAUAGAUUGCUAUAGGUUUUCUUUUAAUUACCCAAAUUACUGAAGAUUUUGGUUACUUUACUAAAUUACCGGUAGCUUUGCAACCCUAACCAUAAUGCCUGGGAGUGGUUGAUGUAUGUCUGAAACAGAGAAGGGAUCUCAGAGACACACUGGGGGACUUGGAACCAUCAGGAAACUUCAAUUAAAAGACAAUAAGAACAACAGGAAAAGUUUGAAUGACCUGGGAGUUGACAUUUUUUAUUUUGUACAGAAGAAAUUGAUCAUUUGAUCUGCUCCAUGAAAGAAAGAAAGAGCACUUUGGCACAGAUAUUGACGUGUCAUCCUCACUGGCAGUUGAUUGCUGAUUAAUAGGGUAUGUAAUCAUGGGAGGAUAGAAGUCAGCCAAUUAACCAAUAGAGCUCCAGGCAGAUGUGGCACAUUUAUUCCGUCUGUCCAUGGGCUGGUGUUAUCAUGCCCACGCAGCCCACCCUGCCUUGUGUAGACUCAGACAAAAAGUUUAGAUUAUUGUGCGUUGCAGUGUGCAAACUCAUUAAUUUAAACCCACGAGAAAGCCAAAUUACUCUCCUUUAUUUUGCCAGCACAAUCCAUCCCAAAUUAAUUACCAGCACAUUAAUACUAUCUCCUCUCACACAAUGGGCCCAUUCAUGUAGGCUUUCCCAAGGCUGGAGCUCUGAAGUACUUUCCCUCUGCUGACUCCAAACACUCCCCAGAUGUGUGUAUUGAUUGUGUUUGUUGGUGUUUUAAGAAAUUACUUCCCUGUCAAUGCCAAACAGGAUUUAGAGUUCUCCUUUGUAGUCAGGGGCGGACUGACCAUCUGACAUUUCGGGCAAAUGCCAGAUAGGCUGGUCCAUUUUUAGCCUGGUGGGCCUGUCCAACUUUCUUUUUGUGUGUGUGUGUGUGGGGGAAUUAUAAUUAACUGGCUAGCAAUGGGGGUCUCAACUAAUAAAAUGGGCCGGUGUGGGGGCCUUGAGGGGAAAAAAAGGUCAGUUGUGGGGGCCUUAAGGAAAGAAAUGGGCCGGUGUGUUAAAAAUGUCAGAGCCGAUUUCUGGUCACAGUCAGUCCCUGUGUGUAGUCUAUACACAAUAGACCAUCUGUUUACCAGGCUUUGGCCUUGAACUGCAGUGAACGCUCUCAGUGCUAGAGAGCUUUACAGCUAACUUUCCCCAACAUACCAAUCAUAAGUCUGGACAGGACACAAUGUAAACAGCUUCAGUGGCAGAGUGCAAUUCAGAAGUAUUAAUGUGUUCUAUAGACAAACAUUACCUGAGUUACUCUGGGGACCUGGGAGUGAUGACAUUCUGUCAUGUUUUAUAGCAGAGAUUCUCCCCUCCUUGAAUGGCACUCUCUGAGUGUUUGCCAGUCAAGUGUUUGCCUGACUGCCCAUUGCCUACCAGGGGAAAUCUAUUUUAGUAGAUAGAACACCUCUCUAUACAAAUGAUUUCAGCUCAUGCUUUACCUGGUGAAAUCUUAACAUUCCCAGUAAGACUGGAAGAUUGACGUUUUAAAAGAAGCACAUAAAAUCCCAAAAACUCCUAAACGGUUUCUCAAUCUGUGUGUGUGGCUUAGCUCCGACUGUCCUUUGCAAUCUAUUUACCUCCCACAAUGUAAUCUGACAGAGACUUUCCAGGCAUCUGCUGCCGAUCUCUCUGGAGGAGGACUUAGUAGGUAGAUGGAAACGCCGGGCUCAGGCCCGCUGACACAGAUGUGGCUGCAGAAGCACUUACAGCAUGCUCUCCCACUGUCCGUGGAUGAACUGGAGAGAUCUUAGUCAUCCUACAUCCAUCUGCUAAACUCAAGUUUCACCCCUGACUUCUCUCUAGCUGUGAAUCUGCAGAAUUGGACAAGUAAAGUUGACACAGGCAGCUGAUGGAAAUCCACUCCCACUUCUCUUCCUACUGCCUCUCUCUCUCUCUUGCUCUCUCUCGUAAAACUAAGUUAGCCCUCACAGAGGUGUCGAAGCAUGUUCCGUACAUGCAGAAUCUCCUGUAAAAUGUAGGUCAGGGGCUAGCAGGUGGGCAGAGAUUGAUGUGAUUUAUGCAUCUUAAUUACAGCUCAAAUUAAUCCCACUCCCACAACGCUGUGUACAGUAGCCAGCCCAGCCGCUCCCCUCCUUUUGAAGCUAUCAGUCAUUGAUAUAUUUUAUAUUUUUCAAAGUAGCUACCUUUUGCCUUGAUGACAUCUUUGCACACUUGGCAUUCUCUCAACCAGCUUCAUGAGGAAUGCUUUUCCAACAGUCUUGAAGGAGUUCCCACAUAUGCUGAGCACUUGUUGCUUGCUUUUCCUUCACUCUGCGGUCCAACUCAUCCCAAACCAUCUCAAUUGGGUUGAGGUCGGGUGAUUGUGGAGACUAGGUCAUCUGAUGCAGCACUCCAUCACUCUCAUUCUUGGUCAAAUAGCCCUUACACAGCCUGGAGGUGUGUUUUGGGUCAUUCUCCUGUUGAAAAACAAAUGAUAGUCCCACUAAGUGCAAACCAGAUGGGAUGGCGUAUCGCUGCAGAAUGCUCUGGUAGUUAAGUGUGCCUUGAAUUCUAAAUAGAUCACCAACAGUGUCACCAGCAAAGCACCCCCACAACAUCAAACCUCCUCCAUACUUCACAGUGGGAACCACACAUGCAGAGAUCAUCCGUUCACCUACUCUGCGUCUCACAAAGACACGGCAGUUGGAACCAAAAAUCUCACAUUUUGGACUCAUCAAACCAAAGGACAGAUUUCCACCGGUCUAAUGUCCAUUGCUCGUGUUUCUUGGCCCAAGCAAGUCUCUUCUUCUUAUUGGUGUCCUUUAGUAGGGGUUUCUUUGCAGCAAUUCGACCAUGAAUGCCUGAUUCACGCAAUCUCCUCUGAACAGUUGAUGUUGAGAUGUGUCUGUUACUUGAACUCUGUGAAGCAUUUAUUUGGGCUGCAAUCUGAGGUGCAGUUAACUCUAAUGAACUUAUCCUCUGCAGCAGAGGUAACUCUGGGUCUUCCAUUCCUGUGGCGGUCCUCAUGAGAGCAAGUUUCAUCAUAGCGCUUGAUGGUUUUUGCGACUGCACUUGAAGAAACUUUCAAAGUUCUUGAAAUUUUCCGGAUUGACUGACCUUCAUGUCUUAAAGUAAUGGACUGUCAUUUUUCUUUGCUUAUUUGAGCUGUUCUUGCCAUAAUAUAGACUUGGUCUUUUACCAAAUAGGGCUAUCUUCUGUAUACCAACCCUACCUUGUCAAAACACAACUGAUUGGCUCAAACGCAUUAAGGAAAUAAAUUCCACAAAUUAACUUUUAACAAGGCACACCUGUUAAUUGAAAUGCAUUCCAGGUGACUACCUCAUGAAGCUGGUUGAGAGUGCCAAGAGUGUGCAAAGCUGUCAUCAAGGCAAAGGGUGGCUACUUUGAAGAAUCACAAAUAUAAAAUAUAUUUUGAUUUGUUUAACACUUUUUUGGUUAUUACAUGGUUCCAUGUGUUAUUUCAUAGUUUUGAUGUCUUCACUAUUAUUCUACAAUGUAGAAAAUAGUAAAAAAUAAAGAAAAACCGUGGAAUGAGUAGGUGUGUCCAAACUUUUGACUGGUAGUGUAUGUUAGUUUUGCCCAACCUGUAUGCAUGUUCCCCACUGGUACACAGGCCAGAGUGAGGGUUUAUUUUCAUGGCAACUCAAAACAAUCAAUUUUAUUGAGCUUUACAGUGCAGCCUAUUUAAUAUGCAAGGAUUCAAAUUUGAGUACUAAUGCUACACCAACUGUGUUGUCCAUAAAAACAGGAUGAUAUUACAUUAGCUAAUAGUAACACUAACUUAAGCAGUUAGUAAGGAAAACAAUAUGCUUAACAUGGCCCAUUGUGUUAAGCCUAGAGACGCGUAGUGUUUAAUAGUGGAUGUGGCAGCCAGGCUGUCUCUUUCUACUCCUCCAUUCCUGGGGGUCUGCUUGUCAGGAUACUCUUCAGACAGUCUGAAUCAAAUAGAACACACGGGGACUCUUGGCCUGGUCCCAGAUCUGAAUUGUAGCCAACUCCUCUGACUAUUGUUGUCAUGCCAUGGAGUUGUAAACCCAAAGAGUCUAACCAGGUCCUGGACCCCCUGUCUGUUCCUAUGGAGGAUAGACUGGUGGGUUCCAUGUUCACAUGUAACACAUCUUAAAUACUUAUCACCUUCCCAUCUCUCUCUUCAGGAACUCCAGGAAGGAGCUGAAUGACAUCCGGUUUGAGUUCACUCCUGGCCGAGGUAAGAGCUGCACACAAUGAAGAAGCUAAUGUUAGAAUGUGGUUAUUAGCACCAUUUGAUAUUGUAUUUUGUAUUGAAGUGUAGUACCGUAUGUCACGUUAACUUCUCACCUGGUUCUAAUGUUGUAUGUUGUUCUCUCCAUAGACACUGCCGAUGGGGUUUCCCAGGAGCUAUUCUCAGCUGGCCUUGUCAAUGGACACGAUGUUGUUGUCGGUAAAUGUUUCAUCCUUGUUUUCUGAUGUAAUGCAGGGCUUAUUUAAACCCACAUGCUUAGCGUGUAUUUUCCAGACCUAGGUCAAAUACAUGUGUCAAAUACUUGAAAGUAUUUGAGGUGCGCUUGAUUUAGCUUGGAGUUUGUACAUUUGGAACUAUUUUACUGGGCAAACUAAAUCAUGCGCAGUUCAAGUAUUUAAACAUAUUUUACAUGUAUUUGACCUAGGUCUGGUAUUUUCAAAAGAAUCACAUCCCUCUCAGUCAAUGAGAGGUAUAAGAGCAGCGAGGUACAGUCUUGAUUUAUUCAUCAUAUGAUCUAUGAUAGAUAAUCUGAUGUGACUGUGCAAUAACACUAUUAACACUUGCGUACUCUAUAUAUAACAUUACUUUUCAGUUGCAGCUAACCUGCAGAAGAUUGUAGAUGACCCGACUACCUACAAAGUGUUGACCUUUAAACUGGUGAGUACCCAGAUGAUAAAUGUCACACCACCUCAUGUCUCAAGAUAGCUACAUGAAAUAAGAGGGAUGCUUCCAAAAACCAGAACGUUACAUCACACAGAUUGAUUGACUUCCAUAACGCUCAACAUACAUAGAAAAUAUAAUGUCUCACUUACACCAAUUAAAUGACAAUGCUUUAGGGUUGUGGUGUCUGGAGAUACUGACACUUCAUUCAAAUCCCAAAUGAGCAGUGGUGCUAGAGAAUGGGAGAAAUCUGUGAUGACAGGCGUGUCGCAGCACUGACUUUGUCGUGUAAGUGGAAUAACUGAUGGUUGACACUCCUAAUCUGCACAUGCUUCCCUCCGAGCACGACACUAUGUGAUUUACAUUGAUCGACACCGAGCGGAACAAUGCAAAUUCUCUACAGAGAAGAAUGAAGGAAGCAAUGAAUGCCGAUCCCAGUGGAUUUGCCGUAAUAUUGGGCUAUUUUUUAGCACCCUUUUGGAAGGUGUGGGUGAGGUAAACAACAUCUGUGCGGUUGGUCACAGUAUAUCACUCUUCGACCUUUCUGCCAUGUACGUCUUAUCAGCAGCUGGUGAAUGUCGCUGGAGACACUCUGGUGUGCAGAACUGCAUCAGAGGGGUUAGCAGCAGCAGCAUCCAGACUGUGCUGCUGGCUGGGGCCUGGCUGGGUAAAUAUAUUGGCCAGAGCACUUUCCCAUUUCUAUUAGUUAACACACUGCUCCAGUUCCAGGCGGCACGAAAUCGCACACAGCCACUCAACUCCAAAUAUCGACCAAAAACACUGAAUUAUGUUUGCGGUUUCACUACACAUGCCGACAGUGAGAAUAAUGAUCUUCGCUCUGAGAACAAUUCAGAACAUUUUACCAAGAGGGUUUAUACCACAGGAUAGACCCACCAGUCUAUCCGGGGAGAGACAGAACCUUUCUCCAUUCUCCACUCUAAAUUGCUGGAGGCGGGCAGACAUUGCACUGACUCAUGCUGUACCACAUCCAGGGGGAUAGCGAUGUGAAAAAGAUAUAUCGAUUGCCUCUCAGAGACUGCACUCAAACCAAUCUGAAUGCAUGUUGCCAGUAAUAAGGCCUCCUUGUGGGUCAGCAUAGGAGCAUAACUAGUUUAGAAUUUUGCCGCACUCACUCUCUAAUGAACUUUCAAUAAAAUACAACUUAUAUUUUAGCAAAAGCUCCUCUAGUUUUGAGAGGGCUUUUGUGGAGUUAGCCAUGCCAAUGACUCAAGUGCAGACAAAAUAAUUAUCUGUUUCUUGUAUUUUCUUUUCAAACGGCAUGUCUUAUUUAAAAAAACCUUGAACAUGAUAGGGAGGUUUGUGAGACUACUGGGACACUUUUAGAUUUCACUGCCAGGGAAACUCCCCAGGUCUCAGGAUAGCUAUAUCAUCCUGAUUUAAAUGCAACACAGACCUGUACAACAUAGUCAUAGAGCUUUUAACAUGAAACAUAUCCAAUCUUUCUCAGUGCAAAGCACAGGAGAGUUCUGUAGAUUGCACUGCAACCCUUCACAGUAGAAGCUGUUGCAUCACAAUAUUAUUAGUUAUUAGAUUAAAUGAAAACCUGAAGGGAAAUUACAAUUGUCUUUGUGCAUUUUGCAUUGCUUGUGUCACAGGAUGUCUAGUAACAGGUUCUAGUCACAUCAGUAAUGAAAAAUACUUUGAUGUAGUAAUUAAUAGAGCUGCUAAGACGCCGUCUCGGAUGAUAUGAAGCAUGUUCUAUUAUUAAAUGGAGGAAUUACAUUGUUCUACCACCUUGGCUGUAGGGAAAUACUGUAGAAUUUUAAAAGCUCUCCAUAAAUGUUUAAUUGGCAAAUUAUCUUUUGAAGGACUGUAAUUCCUCCACUCUGCUCUCAUGUCUUCAUGGCCCUGUAACAAGGGGACAAAUCUCUCCUGUGCUUCAAGUUUUCUUAGUUUAUAGGAUUUAAGAGCGAAGAGGUCAAAGUAAUAUUAAUCCGUUAAACAGUGGCUUACUACAUAAAGUAGGAUCAGUGCCAAAACCAAUCCUAAUUGUUAGGGUACAGCUGUUCAUUGGGUGUUGGAUUAUGGUAAUGUUGUUGUUGUACGCAAAUGUUAGGAUUUUAUGGCCCCCACCUAUUGAUCUGUUCCUCCAUCAGGUCUCUGGCUGUGAUGACACUGAGAUCCCAGACAACGUGAAGCUGAUUGGCUUCGCCCAGCUGAGUGUUAGCUGA